UAAGAUACCAGUUACUUGAAGUACGAUAAUCACGUGUAUUUACACACAUGUUUAUCGUUACACAACUUUAAUGUCAACAACUUCAUAUAUAAUAUUUUGUUUAACCGGUUUAAAGAAUUACAAUCAUGAUUAUCUUCGACGUCGAUGAAAACAACUUGGCAAUCUGUGCCAUAAUAACUGUCGUGAUGCAGUUCGUGUUCUUCUUGAUUGCAUGUACAUGUAAAUUUGACAAAGUUACAGAUUUUGCUGGUGGAACAAAUUUUGUUGUUUUAGCGGUGUUUACAUUUUGUCUAGCAACAACAUGGAAUUGGCGUCAAAUUAUGCUUACGGCAUUUAUAGUAAUUUGGGGUUUACGAUUGUCUGGUUAUCUACUAUACAGAAUUAUAAAAAUUGGAGAAGAUAAAAGAUUUGAUGACAAAAGAGAAAACUGUCUAGCUUUUGCGGGAUUUUGGACUUUCCAGGCAGUUUGGGUGUUCACAGUAAGUUUACCAGUUAUCUUUGUAAAUGCACCAGCUAGUGCAACUAAGUUAAAUCCAGAUGACAAUUGGACCCCACAAGAUAUAGUUGGCGGUAUCUUCUUUAUUGUAGGAUUGUUAUGUGAAGCUUUUGCUGAUAUACAGAAGUUUAAUUUUCGUAACAAUCCUAUAAACAAAGGAAAAUGGUGCGAUACUGGUUUGUGGAAAUACAGCAGACAUCCUAACUAUUUUGGAGAAAUAGUAAUCUGGUGGGGAGUAUUUAUCAUUAGUACAAGUGUACUAACAUAUGGUCAGUGGGCUGCGAUAUUAAGCCCACUUUUCACAAUGACCAUACUGUUAUUCCUUAGUGGAAUACCUCUUUUGGAAAAGAAGUCGGAUGAACGGUAUAGAAAAAAUGAGUCAUAUAUUGAAUACAAGAACCGAACAAGUCCUUUAGUGCCUUCACCUCAGUCAUGCUAUGGAGCGUGUCCGAAUUUUCUGAAAUGUCUUUGUUGUUGUGAGUUUCCGUUAUAUGACCACAUGAAUGAAGAAAAUGAGAAAAUUGAAAUCAAAUCUGAUAACAUAGAACCAGAUUCCAUUGAAAUCAAGACUUGAUAAUGGCCAAAACUUCGUUUAUUGUGCCAGUAAGUACCUGGAAUUAGAGUUGAAACAUGCCGAAGGACAAAUAUUCCUAUUAUGGGGAGCAUAUGCGAACAACGAUCAUUUAUUAACUACUAUACAUAUUUUUAUAAAACAUUUGUAGUGCCAUUUGGAUGUUAUCAGUUCUUAGAACAAGUUGAGAGUUAUAAUUAAAUAUAUGUAACUUCAUUA
Molecule: messenger RNA, 1286 nt
Organism: Mytilus californianus (California mussel)
Lineage: Eukaryota; Metazoa; Mollusca; Bivalvia; Mytilida; Mytilidae
Exons: 6
Coding region: 126-1070 (314 amino acids)
Biological process (GO): lipid metabolic process
Cellular component (GO): membrane
Molecular function (GO): oxidoreductase activity, acting on the CH-CH group of donors
Source: RefSeq, a predicted model, not a curated record